AUGCCACCUAAAGCUGAUGCCAAAGCGUCUGAGCCGAAAGGCGCCGCCCGUUUCGGACGGGUCCGAAACUCCUUGAAAAUGGGUAUCGUUGGCCUACCCAACGUGGGAAAGAGCUCGUUGUUCAACUUGCUAACAGAGCAGAACAUUGCCGCGGAGAACUAUCCUUUCUGCACCAUCGACCCCAACGAGAGCCGAUGUGCCGUACCGGACGAGCGGUACGACUGGCUAUGCAACUUGUGGAAGCCCCCCAGCAUGUACCCGGCUUACCUGCAAAUAACUGACAUUGCUGGGCUGGUGCGCGGCGCUGCAGAGGGUGCGGGUCUGGGCAAUGCCUUCCUAUCGCACAUUUCAGCUGUGGACGGGAUCUUCCACGUGGUUCGCGCCUUCGACAACGACGAGGUCGUACAUGUGGACGACAGCGUGGAUCCGAUUCGGGAUCUGGAGACGAUCCAGAUGGAGCUCUGUAAAAAAGAUCUGGAGUUUGUCACCAAGGCAGAGGAGAAGGAGCUCCGCGACGUGAAGAAGAGCCAGGGCAUGAAGAUCAGCCUGGCCUUCACCACCACCUUCGACAAGGUCAAGGCCAUGCUGCAGGAGAACAAGCCGGUCCGUUGUGGCGACUUCAACAGCAAAGAGGUGGAGCUGAUACGGGAGAAGUUGGAUAACCUCAUCACCACAAAGCCCGUCGUGUACCUUGUGAACCUUUCGGCAUCUGACUUCGUGCGCAAGAAGAACAAGUGGUUGGCCAAGAUCCACGCCUGGAUUCAGGAACACGGUGGCGGUGUGCUGAUACCCUUCAGUGUGGAGUGGGAGUCCAAGCUGUGGGCCACCAGGGACGACCCGGAUGGACGCAAGGCCUUUCUGGACGCUAGCGGGGGAGCUGUGUCGGCGCUGCCAAAGAUGGUCGUGCAGGGUUUCAAGGAGCUCAACCUGAUUUACUUCUUCACGGCGGGUGAGACGGAGGUUCGCUGCUGGACCAUCCAGCGCGGCACCAUGGCGCCCCAAGCUGCGGGAGUAAUCCAUUCGGACAUGGAGCGGGGCUUCAUCAAGGCCGAGGUAGUGUCGUACAACGACUUCCGUUCUCUGGCCACCAGCAAGAGCAUGAUGGAGGUGAAGGCGGCUGGCAAGUACCGUCAAGAGGGCAAGUCGUACGUGGUGGAGGACGGGGAUAUCAUCUAUAUCCAGUUCAACGUCACCUCCUCGGGUAAGAAAUAGUUAGGAGGAGGCGCAGGAGGAGGAAGGGCCCACAAAGACUGUCCAGUCAAAGCGCGGUCAGCGGCUCUAGCAGCGCCGUUCUUUGAGGGCUGACUGAUUUGCAUGUCUGCUUUACGUGAAACCCGGAGGGCGGUGAGCUGCCCCCCCCCCUGGGUAACGGCGAGGGAGCGUCUCGAGGGUGUGGCACGCUAGGCAUGUUGAAGUGUCUGCAUCCGGUACCACCCAAACUUCUGCAGUCAAUAUAAGUGCGUGUGGGGGAUGGUAAUGACGAGGGCCAUGAUGGUGAUGCAGCAGGAUGAAUGGUGUGUCCCGAGAGCAGGGUCGUCGGCAUCGGCAGUGGCUGUAAUGGCUGUAGUGGGAAGGCAUCCGCACGGGGUGUGGGAGGGAGGAGGGGAUCAAGGGAGGGCUGUUAGAUGGAAGAGGGUCGAUUGUGUUUAGGAGUGUAUUUGGGCAAUGGGGACUGCUAAUGUCAGCUGCCUGGGUAAUGACAUUUCCGGUAGAUGGGAAAGAUGGCCGGUAAGAGAUGUUCAAAUCGUGCUGCGAGACGACUUAUGUAAGUUAUGCUCCUUGUGUGAGCACUACAGAGGCUUAAAUACAGAUCCAGAUGGCGGCGUGGCGACCAUGGGACAAAUGCAUGUUUCACGCAUGUUUCUUGAUUACUCGCACGUAUCCAUUUUGCAAUUAAACUGCGUUGUGAACUGUUUGUGUAUGGUAGGUCCGGCGCUUUUGUGGGGCGUUUUGCGUGAAGCCAACUUUAAAAAUACGUCACCAG
This is a messenger RNA of Volvox carteri f. nagariensis, 1984 nucleotides long. RefSeq lists its product as uncharacterized. NCBI's taxonomy places the organism in Eukaryota, Viridiplantae, Chlorophyta, Chlorophyceae, Chlamydomonadales, Volvocaceae. Bases 1 to 1212 code for a protein of 403 amino acids. Gene Ontology annotation, molecular function: ATP binding; ATP hydrolysis activity; GTP binding. Gene Ontology annotation, cellular component: cytoplasm. The transcript has 11 exons. The record is from RefSeq and is a predicted model, not a curated record.